GUUAACCCCAGAGCCAAAAAACCUCUGAUAAAUAGCUGUUAAAUUUAAAUAUGUUUUUGUUUUAAUAGAACAAAAGGGGAAAUUAGCCCCCAUAUUCAGUUAUUCUGCACCCCGUGGCCAUCACACUCUGGCCUCAGGGCUACAAGGACACCAGCAUCAGGGCCCCAAUCAGAGCCUUCUGCUCCCCAGCCACUCUUUCGUGCCCCCUGUGGGGCAGGAGCUCCUGGAGUGACAGUCCCUACAAAAAGUGAUGACAGAAUACAGGCUUGCGGUGGUGGGUGCUGGAGGUGUGGGAAAGAGUGCCCUGACCAUCCAGCUGAUCCAGAAUCGUUUUGUGGAUGAAUAUGACCCCACCAUAGAGGACUUCCAUCAAAAACAGGUGGUCAUUGAUGGGGAAACAUGUCUGCUGGACAUCCUAGACACAGCGGGUUGGGAGGAAUGUGGUGCCGUGAGGGACCAAUGCAUCCACACAGGGGAGGGUUUCCUCUGUGUGUUUGCCAUCAACAGCACCAAGUCCUUUAACAACAUCCAUCAGUACAGGGAGCACAUCAAAUGGAUAAAAAACUCGGAUGACGUGCCAAUGGUGCUGGUGGGGAAUAAGUGUGACCUGGCUGCUCGUACUGUUAAGUCUUGGCAGGCCCAGGACCUUGCCCGCAGUUAUGGCAUCCCCUACAUCGAAACAUCAGCCAGGACCCGGCAGGGUGUGGAGGAUGCCUUCUACACACUUGUCCGUGAGAUUCAGCAACACAAACUAUGGGAGCUGAACCCUCCCAAUGGGAGUGGCCCUGGCUACAUGAGCUGCAAGUGUGUGCUAUUGUGACAUCAGAUGGCAGUACUACAGCCAAUGGUUGUUCUGCUCCUCCUGGCUUCUGCUACAGCUCAGAGGUCUCAUUCCCACACCACCGCUGCCCCCACAUCCUUCGGCCUCCCCAUCUUCCCUGCAGCAGCCUCUGACACCCACCCCAGGAUAACUCUACCACCUGCUUCCAGUAUCGGCUACCACUUCCCAGGGCCCCACUACUGGCUCCUCAACGUCCUCGGAGCCUGGGAACAAUGGCGACUAUACUGAGAUGGCCUUUAGUGUGGCCGCACCCCACCGCCAUAGACCAACCUGCUUUUCUGCCACAGCCCUUGGACGUACAACCAAUGGUGAAAGUGACAUCCGGCACCCGGGGCUGAGGUUAAAACUGUCUUUUCUGCUGCUGUUGCUGAGUGAAGCCCCGCUGGACCUCUGCUUCUCAAGGGAUGCUUACUGAGAGAGGCUGUAUGUGGAACAGCGUAUGGCAUAUCUCUGCUCUAUGCUUUUGAAGAAGUCCCCAGCUUUCACUUGGGCCAGCAUCUUUCCACACACGGCUGCAUGAAGAUGAUUAGAUCUACAUCCAAGAGGACACUAACCUUCUCUACUUCAACCAAAAGCCUGGACCACAGUUCCUGGGAACAGCUCAACAUUCACAAUGGUGGCUUCCCCUUGCUCACCAUCUUCCUCCAGGUCUUCGUGGGGUCCGCAACCCAGCGGGAGGAUGGAUGUCAUUGGACAGGCUGUGCCUGUGUGUACUUCUCCUUCAUCAAAGACUCCUUGCCAGCGUGUAGCUCCCUCAAAUCCCAGGACCUCUGGGCUCUAAGAGGGGGAAAGUCUGCCCUUCUGUUGCAACCCAGACAGCUUGGAGGUGAGUACUCACUGGGCCCUGGACUGAGAGUUUCGGGAGAAGUAUGUGCUGGAGACCAAGUGCAGAAUGGACACUGGUGACCAUGUAUGAUGAGGACAACUCAACACCAACCUUCUCCGGAGGUGUGGGGCUGACAGUUCUCCAUGGGACUGGACUCAAAGAUGGACUGAUCCUAAUAAUUCCUAAAUGUGACUAAAACAGCCUCCUUUUAAAAAUCAUCAGCUGUUUUUGGGGGUAGGGGUCGGGAAGGAUAACUCUCUCUUUAUACCUUUAACUGGUUUCUUAACUCUUCUCUCUGUGAAUGUUCAUGUAAAUACUUUAGAUAGUAAAAGCUCUUUCUCCUGCCCAUAACAUUGGUAAAAAGAGACUUUUUAGAGAAAUCCCCUAAAAUUUUUAACUAGUGUUAGGACUAAAAACCUAUACUGUGUUUGCUUCAUAACUAAAUCACUGGGGGACAGUAGGACUGAUCUGUCAACUGAUUUUCUGUGUUCUCAAUAAAUGUUGGGUUUGACUUUAAAAAAAAGGAGAGGGGAAUGCCAAACAGAUAAACAGCCCACCUUAUUUAAAAAACAAAAAGGGGGAAUCUGUGGGGCAUACAUGGGCUGCAAAGAGGGUGCUGAGAGAAAUGUAGAUAAAUAGAGCUUAAGCUUUAAGAUGUUUAUGCAGAGAGUGGAUACAAAUGGUACCAGAGGAAGUUAAAGCUGUUUGUGCAGAGAAUAGAUACAAAGGAUGGCUAAGAGGAAGUUAUCUUGGGUUGUUUGUAUGGAGAUUAAAGAGGAAUAGUGAAAAAGAAAGUUAGCUCAAGUUAUUUAUGCUAAGAUAAGAUACUAAAAACAGGAGAUGAUGUCAGGGCAUAAACAACUUGUAAAUAAGGUGAACUUUAAAAUGAUUGGUUGGUUCCUUCACCCCCUCCUAGGGUUUUGAGGUUUUCUGGUGUAAAAGAGGCUUACUGCCUAUCAAUAAACAAGUUCUUGCUU
Molecule: messenger RNA, 2644 nt
Organism: Peromyscus eremicus (cactus mouse)
Lineage: Eukaryota; Metazoa; Chordata; Mammalia; Rodentia; Cricetidae
Product: GTPase HRas-like
Exons: 1
Coding region: 251-820 (189 amino acids)
Biological process (GO): cellular senescence; Ras protein signal transduction
Cellular component (GO): plasma membrane
Molecular function (GO): GDP binding; GTPase activity; GTP binding
Source: RefSeq, a predicted model, not a curated record